Asparagus officinalis (garden asparagus) is the source of this 1408-nucleotide messenger RNA. Its product is annotated as immune-associated nucleotide-binding protein 9-like. Bases 153 to 1238 code for a protein of 361 amino acids. NCBI's taxonomy places the organism in Eukaryota, Viridiplantae, Streptophyta, Magnoliopsida, Asparagales, Asparagaceae. Gene Ontology annotation, molecular function: GTP binding. The record is from RefSeq and is a predicted model, not a curated record. The transcript is spliced from 6 exons.
UUUUAAUUAAGGUUUGAGCCUUCAACAAAUUCUACCCGAAUCCAAAUUCCCAUCACCUACCUCUAUUUAUACUCCAAUUACAUACUCCCUUUUACUUAUUCGUCCCUCCCGAUUUCCUCUUCCUCAUCCCUCAACCUGUUGAUUUUUACUGAAUGAUGGGUGGAGGCAUGCUAGAUGAUUGGGAAUUGACUCCUUCGACAAACAUUGUUUUGCUUGGGAAAGCUGGUAAUGGUAAAAGUGCAACUGGGAACAGUAUUCUUGGUAGGGAGGCAUUUGUAUCAGAUUUCAGUCUGUCGGGCAUAACAAGUACUUGUGAGCUGCAAAGUACCAUUUUAAAAGAUGGGCGCAUUAUUAAUGUUAUUGACACUCCAGGACUAUUUGACUUCUCUCCUGGGUCUGAGUCCGCUGGUAAAGAGAUAGUCAACUGCAUAAACUUGGCCAAGGAAGGGAUUCAUGCUGUACUUAUGGUUUUUUCUGUUGCGUCUCGAUUUACUAGAGACGAAGUGGCUGCAAUUCAAAGUAUGAAAUCAUUUUUUGGUGACAGAAUUGUGGACUACAUGAUUGUAGUGUUUACUGGUGGAGAUUUUCUUGAAGCUAAAGGGAAGACUUUGAAGGAUUUUAUUAGCCGUGGAUGUCCUGAGCCUGUGAAGAAUAUUCUCCAAUUGUGUAAAAACAGAGUGAUGCUCUUUAAUAAUAGUACGCAGGACGUGGACAGACGAGCAAUCCAGCUGAAACAACUACUUUCUCUAGUGGAUCUGAUUGCAGCAGGUAAUGGUGGGAAGCCAUUUUCUGAUGACAUUUUCGAACAACUUAAGAAAGGAGCUAAGAGCCUGGAGAAUAAAGAGAAAGAGAUUGAUGCUAUGAAAGGAAUCCAAGGAUACUCAGAGCGAGAUAUAGCUGAGUUGAAGGAGCAAUUGCACAAAUCUCAUGAAGACCAGCUCAGACAAGUAGUUGAGACGAUUGAGAGGAAGCUAGAUGAAGCUAUCAAGAAACUAGAGAAACAAUUGGCUGAAGAGCAAGCAGCAAGACUUGAAGCAGAAAAAGUAGCAAUAGAGGCGAGACAGAGAUCAGAGCAAGAGAUAACUAACCUGAGGGAGAGAUCAGAGGAAAAGAUCAAUAUCCUGCGGAAGAGCUCAGAGCAAGAGAUCAAUAAUCUAAGGGAGCAACUGAGAAGGGCUCAGGAGGAGAGUCAGGAGUUUCGCAAGAAAGCCGAAGGCACCAAAUGUAAUAUCCUUUAAAUAACAUAACAUAGCAAAUUAUUAGAAUAAAAACAGAGAGCAACGACAGACAAGGUUAAGUUUUUGUUUAUGCUUUUGUGUGAAAAGUUAGUUGAUAUGAACCUCUAUGUGAAUUCGUAGUUUAUAUGUGAAACUAAUUAUAAAGUUUAGUAGCAAGCUUGUGAUUGGUA